UUUUACAGUAAUCAGCGGUAAAAGCACAGAUUGCAACGACGUCAAGAAGAGAAUGGAAAGGAAGCGGAAGAGGAAGCAGCUGGUGCAGGGCGCUGAAGAACCAAAGCCGAAGCCGGUUCGUUCCGGCCCGACCCGAACCGGAACUGUGAAAGAUCCGUUCCCAUCCCACGCUCGACCCACCCCGCAAGAAUGCGAAGCCGUACGAGACACUCUCUUAGCCCUACACGGCAUUCCCCCGGAACUCGCAAAGUACCGCGACGCGGUCCAGUCGGAGUCACCCGAACCUGUUCUCGACGGUUUGGUCCGAACUGUCCUCUCGCAGAACACCACUGAGACCAAUUCCCAAAAGGCCUUCGCUUCUCUCAAAACCUCUUUCCCCACUUGGGAACAUGUUUUCGGUGCUGAGUCCAAGGACUUGGAGAAUGCCAUUCGAUGCGGAGGUCUGGCCCCGACCAAGGCUUCAUGCAUUAAGAACGUGCUGCGUUGUUUGCGCGAGAGAAAAGGUCAAUUUUGUUUGGAGUAUCUGCGGGAUUUGUCCGUCGAUGAAGUUAAGGCUGAGCUGUCCCUUUUCAAAGGAAUUGGUCCCAAAACAGUGGCUUGUGUGUUGAUGUUCAAUCUUCAGCAAGAUGAUUUUCCAGUGGACACUCACAUAUUUGAGAUUGCAAAAACCAUGGGUUGGGUACCAGCUGUUGCAGACAGAAAUAAGUCGUAUCUUCAUCUAAACCAACGGAUACCAAAUGAACUUAAGUUUGACCUAAAUUGCCUUAUGUAUACGCACGGAAAGCUUUGCCGCAAAUGCUCCAGUAAAAAGGGUAACCAGCAAGGAGGAAAAGGUAAUGAUGAGUCCUGCCCUUUAUUGAAUUAUUGUAAAGAGUAAGAUUGAACUUUGAGUGGGGCAAACAAGUUAUUUUCCAUAAUUGAUUCUCAAACUAAAAGAAUUCAAUAUGGGCUUCGCACUCUAAUCUUGUUACUAUUAGAAUACUAGGUAGUUUUGACUUAGGCUGUUAGAGAGAGGAACAAUUUUUAUGACAUGAAAAAAUGGCCAA
Vigna umbellata (rice bean) is the source of this 1046-nucleotide messenger RNA. Its product is annotated as DNA glycosylase superfamily protein. The record is from RefSeq and is a predicted model, not a curated record. Gene Ontology annotation, biological process: base-excision repair. Gene Ontology annotation, molecular function: catalytic activity. NCBI's taxonomy places the organism in Eukaryota, Viridiplantae, Streptophyta, Magnoliopsida, Fabales, Fabaceae.